UGAAUGACAGCUGUGGCCGCCAUAUUGCGAUUUGUGAAUUGGAUGAAUUUUAUUCGUUCACUGUUUGUCUUUGUCAGUUUAGAUAAAUCUGAUAAGUGAAAUUUUGUAAAGUUGAAGUAAAAUUCUAUAAUAUUCAUAUUGCUUUGACUAUUACUGUCGGUGUUCAAUAAACUACAUUUCUUCGUAUGAAAAUGAGGUGAUACCUGUUAAAAACAAUUUCUCGUGCAUACGUACUUCCUACAAUGAUUAAUCUUUCGGGGCAAGGCUCUUAGCUUUAUGUAAAUUAGCAUGGGUCGGUGUGGAGUGACGUAUCGUUGGUUGAAUGUUAUUAUCGCGCGUCAGUGUCAUCGUGCAUUCGCGUUGUGAGGACAUCGGGUGUGCUACAGUCGAAAGUAAAUAGUUUAGUGAUCAACGUCUGAUGGCAUUUUGUGCAUAGUUUGAGCCAUGGCACCGAGACCUCCGCCUCCUCCUGGCCCUCCGCCACCACCCGGGCCACCACCUCCCCCAGUUUUCGGCGGUUCGAAAGGUGGAGCCGGGUCUGCUAACGACAGAAACGCUUUAUUAAGUUCAAUUAGACAAGGGGCGAAAUUAAAAAAGACUGUAACAGUAGACAAGAGUGGACCUUAUAUUCCUGGAAAAGUGUCAAAUGCUCCUAGCAGUGGAUCACCAGUAGGGAAUGGGGUAAGGAGUGCUGCUCCAGUGCCAAAUGGGGGAACAGGGGCUAUGCCCGGUCUUGGAGGAUUAUUUGCUGGAGGCAUGCCUAAGUUGAGGCCUACAGGGAAAUUAGCUGGUACCGUAACACCAAACGGCCAAGUACGUUCUGAAGCACCGAAGAUGCCCUCCGCACAAAUACCGAAAUCACCUGAAAAGACACGAAGUUAUGCGCCUCAUAACGCCAACGUUGUUGCCGCUAUAUCAGAGGCCUUAGCUAAUAGGGAGCAGAAAGAACCCAAAGAACCGCCACCAACUCGACCCAUGGUCAGGAGACAGCCGAGUGAAGCCAAAACAAGGGGCCCGCCGCCCGAACCUCCGGUUCAGAAAUCUAUGCCUUUGAGUUCAUCAGACUCAGUGCUAACAACAGGCUCGUUAACAGAACGAAUAAGUAACCUGCAGCAGGUAUCUGAGCAGGGCAUGCCGCCCCACAUCGCCUCCACGCUGCAUCGAAACAAGAGCUCACUGCAUUCUGGAUCGCAGACAUCUUUGGGAGGUUCCAUGACAUCUCUUUCAUCAGCGCCCCCUACCCCUACUCCAGCUUCCUCUCUUUCAACGUCUGACCUAUCUGAGCGUCCGCGAGUCAAUCACGGGAAACCGAAUCUGGCCCCGAAACCUCCUGUGAUGGCUCACGCGCCAGAUAGGCCUUCGCCCCCGCUUAAGAAAUUGAUCGUCAAUGGCAAGUUGGCUGCUAGAGCGCAGAGCAUGAGGGUACCCAGGUCGCCCCCAGUAUCCCCACCCUCUCCGGGCACGCGUCCUCCUCCUCCAAUAAACCCCCCUGUCGCUACUAAGAAUCCUGCUUCACACUUUGGUACCCUCCGCGCCCCGCGCGGCCUGCGCCCGCCCGGCGUGUGCCCCCCUCCCCCGCCGGGCGCCCCGCCCCCGCCGCCCGCGCCGCCCACACGCGCGACCUCGCUGGCGCAGCCCCCGCCGCCGCCGCCGCCGCACCACCUCCGCCUGCAGCCCACAGACGAAGGCAGCGCGCCGCCGCCUCCAGCGCGAGGUUCGUCCAUGCGAGCUCCGGAUCUGGAAGCUCGCUUUGCGGAGCUCUUCAACCCAAUCCACAGCUUCCCGCUGCCCGACCCCUUCCUGCGCAUCGCCAAGGACUACAGCAGUAACACCGUCGCCGGUAAGUACGCGUAGGCGACCGUA
Melitaea cinxia (Glanville fritillary) is the source of this 1863-nucleotide messenger RNA. Its product is annotated as verprolin-like. Lineage: Eukaryota; Metazoa; Arthropoda; Insecta; Lepidoptera; Nymphalidae. Gene Ontology annotation, molecular function: actin binding. The coding region runs from base 445 to 1854 and encodes 469 amino acids. The record is from RefSeq and is a predicted model, not a curated record. The transcript has 7 exons.